CUUCAAGCGAACUGCGCAUGCGCGACGCGUCAUCCAGACUUCAGUGUUUCUCUACCGGUGAAUGAGAGAGGACGGACGGAAAUAAUCUGCCACCUGAUCCAGCGGAAAACGUGAGCAGGUCUCCAUGGCCCAGUUCGGGGGUCAGAAGAACCCUCCGUGGGCGGCCCAGUUUGCCGCAACAGCAGUUUCACAGCCCGGCCACUCAGGACAGUCACUGGACCUGAACAGUUUACACGCUUUAGGAGUACAGCAGCCAUCCCUCUUGGGAGCGUCUCCUAUGUACACUCAGCAGUCAGCUUUAGCGGCAGCCUCCCUCAACACACAGUCAGCUGCCAACUAUCAGCUCUCUCAGCAGACCGCUGUGCUCCAGCAACAGGCCGCAGCUGCCGCUGCAUUACAGCAGUCGCAGAUCAAUUCAGCCCUGCAGCAGUAUCAGCAGCAGCAGCAGCAACAACAACAGCAGCCGCCUCAAGCCCCCCCACCACAACCUCCACAUCAACAAACUCUUUACAACGUCCCACAUCAGCUUUCACAACCCCAACAAGCCCUGCUAUCACAGCCCCCUGUUGCCUUGCCCACCAGCCUGAGCCUGUCAAACCCGCAGCAGACGGCACAGAUAACCGUAUCCUACCCGACCCCGCGCUCCAGCCACCAACAGCAGACUCAACCCCAAAAGCAGCGUGUUUUCACCGGGGUCGUCAGCAAGCUACACGAUACUUUCGGCUUUGUUGAUGAGGAUGUCUUCUUCCAGCUCAGUGCAGUUAAGGGGAAAACACCCCAAGUCGGCGAUCGUGUUCUGGUGGAAGCUGUCUACAAUCCUAACAUGCCUUUCAAAUGGAAUGCCCAGCGCAUCCAGACAUUACCUCAGCUGCCCAACCAAACGCACCAGCCGCCUCAGCCCUUACCUCAGGUUUCCCCACAGCUGUCCAGCUUUUACUCUGAAGCAGGAAUGCAGCGCUACUCUGACAUACACUCUGCGGUGGAUUCAAGACAAAAUAACCAGCCGCCAGGCCCAAACAUGAUGAAACCAGGUCCCACCAUGCUGCAGUCUCUACCCCCGCCCACCACGUUCAGUGUCCCGGCCCAGGGACCUCCUCCGUCUCUUCUGCAGGCCCAGCUCUCAGCUGCCUCUCUGGCCCCACUGCUGCAGAAUCCCCCACAGCCCCUGCUACCCCAGCCUCCCCCUAAAGACUCUGUGUUCUCAGGGGGUUUGCUGCAGCCGCCAGUGCGGAUGAUGCCUCAGCCGCAACAGGUGAGGCGUGUGGACCCCUCACCCCGCUUCCCCAGCCGCAGUGACCGACCAGAACUUAUCCUGAGGAAAGAUGACCGCAGUCGGGAAAGAGAUAGAGAGCGAAGGAGAUCAAGAGAACGUUCACCCACACGGAAGCGUUCUAGAGACCGGUCUCCUCGCAGAGAACGUUCUCCAAGACGGCCACGCAGAGUCGUCCCAAGAUAUACUGUGCAGUUCUCCAAAUUCUCUCUCGAUGGCAGUCACAACUGUGACGUGAUGGAGUUGCGGCGGAGGUAUCAGAGCCUCUACAUCCCCAGUGACUUCUUUGACGCUGUGUUUACCUGGGUAGAAGCCUUUCCCUUAACACGACCUUUCACCUUUGGAAACUACUGUAACUUCCACAUCAUGCAUAAAGAGGUGGACUCUCUGGUGAAGAACACAGCUGUGCUGGACCCACAUGAUGCCAAUCACACUUACAGCGCAAAGGUAAUGCUGCUGGCCAACCCUAGUCUAGAUGAGCUGUACCAUAAGUCCUGUGCUCUGGCAGAAGAUCCACCAGAGCUGAGAGACUCCUUCCAGCACCCUGCCCGCCUCAUCAAGUUCCUGGUGGGGAUGCGGGGCAAGGACGAGGCUAUGGCCAUCGGGGGUCACUGGUCUCCCUCUUUGGAUGGGGCCAACCCGGAAAACGAUGCCUCGGUUCUUAUAAAGACAGCCAUACGUUGUUGUAAGGCUCUGACAGGCAUUGAUCUGAGUUUAUGUACCCAGUGGUAUCGUUUUGCAGAGAUACGCUAUCACCGCCCUGAGGAGACUCACAAAGGGCGGACAGUCCCCGCACAUGUGGAGACAGUGGUUUUAUUUCUCCCGGAUGUUUGGCAUUGUCUUCCUACCCGCUCAGAGUGGGAGGGCCUGUCCCGUGGACUCAAGGAGCAGCUGGCAGAGAAACUCGUGGCUGAACGGAAGGAGGCUGAUGGAGAACAGGAGGAGGAGGAUAAGGACGAAGAUGAUUCAAAGGAAGUCAUGACGCCAACUCACUGGGCUAAGCUUGAUCCGAAAUCCAUGAAGGUCAAUGACUUGCGUAAGGAGUUGGAGAGCCGUACACUGAGCUCUAAAGGGCUGAAGUCACAGCUGAUUGCUCGCCUCACCAAACAGCUGAAGGUGGAGGAGCAGGUGGAGGAGUCCAAGGAGCCGGAGAAACCUGAACCUCCUAGUGUGGAGGAGGAUGAGUCCUGCAGACUGGAGGAUGACCGAGAGGAAGAGGAGCGAAAGCGGCAGGAGGAGCAGGAACGUCAGCGCAGAGAGAGACGUUAUGUUCUGCCAGAUGAGCCCACCAUUAUCGUCCACCCCAACUGGGCUGCCAAGAAUGGCAAAUUCGACUGCAGCAUCAUGUCCUUGAGUGUGCUGCUGGACUACAGACUCGAGGAUAAUAAAGAGCACUCCUUUGAGGUGUCUUUGUUUGCUGAAUUAUUCAAUGAGAUGCUUCAGCGAGACUUUGGCUACAGGAUCUACAAAACACUCAGUUCUCUUCCGAGCAAGGAUGAGAGGAAAGAUAAAAAAGAGAAAGCUAAAAAAGAGGCAGACCGGAGGGACGUAAAGAAGGAGAAGGAUGAAGAAAACGGAGAGCCGGCCACAAAGAGAAUGAGAGAGGAGGAUGAGAAGAGGAAGGAUGAGGAGAAGGGUAUUAAGAGAGAAGAAUCCAAAGAUGAUGAUGAUAAUGAAGACGGCAGCAGCAACAACAACGCUGAUGAAUAUGACCCACUGGAGGCAGAAGACGCAGACGACUAUGAUGAUGAUGAUAAAGAUGAUGAAGACUCUAAUGGCAGGGACAGAAGAGACGACCGGCGAGAUGAACGGAAAUCCAAAGAGAGGUCAUCUAAAGAUAAAGAUGAGAAGAAAAAACAGAUGGUGACGUUUAACAAGGAUCUGCUGAUGGCCUUUGUGUACUUCGACCAGAGUCACUGCGGCUACCUGCUGGAGAAGGACUUGGAGGAGAUCAUGUACACGCUGGGCUUGCAUCUCUCCAGAGCUCAGGUGAAGAAAUUGUUAAACAGACCACUGGUUAGAGAGUCUUGCCAUUAUCGAAAGUUAACGGACAGACCGAAGGACGAGCCUAGCCCCACAUUGACCUCUGAUGCUCUGAUAGACAACCUUUUAGGCAACCAAAGCUUGCUGCCCAAUCUGAAGAUCAAGCGGGAAUCAGAGGACAGCUGCGAGUCGUCUAGCCUAAUCGUCUACAAGGGAUCCAUGGUGGAUGUGGGAAGCAUGAUGCAGAAGCUGGAGAAGAGUGAGAAAACCCGAGAGGAAAUCGAGCAGAAGCUCAUGCAGCAGGACGUUAAAAUGGAGGAGGACUCAAAGCAUAUAGCAGAGCUAGAAGCAGCAACCCGCAGCCUUCAGAGGGAGAAGGAGGAGGUGAAGAACAAUCUCCGAGAGACAGAGAACAACCUGAGAGCCUCAGACCAGCAGAAGGGCAGCUAUGAACAACAGCUCCACAGCACAGUGUCCAGCCUCGACUCCAUCAUGAAGGAGAUACAGGGCGUUUUUUCACAAGGUGACCCUUCAGAUGACAGUGACCAAAAAACUCAAGCUAAUGGCUCAGAUGAGUGAACGUCCCUCUCCAGCUCAUCCACAUCUAAUCUCUCUUCAAAUGUGUUAAGCUUAAAACUCACACAAUUCUGAAACUAAUUUUAUUUGAUCUUUUUUGCAUUCUGUGUACAAAGUUUUAAUGACUGGAGGUAAACUCUCAUUUUCCUCAUAAUUCUAUCUUUAAAAAUAAUUCUUUGGUUUUGAAAAAUAAUUCUCUGAAUUCUUCAGAAUCAAAUUAUUACACUUAACAAGUUGAAGUUUAAAUAAUUUGUUUGAAUUAUGUAAACGUUUUUGGUUGUUAAUCCAUUUAAGCUUGUUUUUGGCCUUUUUUCAUUUUCAAAAGUUGCUAGUCAUUUUAACAUGUGUUGCUAUAUCAGCAUAUUUCAUUGUUGAAAUAAUGACUUGUGCCAGUACGUGAGUUAUUAGCAAAGUUUAUUUAGCAAUAAGAGUUAUUUAUGUUUAAAUCAAAUGUUAGAAACAGCCAUUAGGAUUUUAUUAGGACCUAUGGGAAGCUGCUUUCUGAUCUCUUUCAUUGUUCCAUGACAAACAAUGAUCGAAAAACACGUUUUGUUCAAAGUCUUUUGUUUGUUUUGGUGACAUCUGCGCAUGCAUCUUAAUUAGCGCAUGCAUAUCAGCUUGAUUCCCGAAUAAUAUUCUUGCAGACGUAUAUAUAUAUAUUUUUUUUAUUUGAUCUUGAUGCUUUGUUCUGUGAUCUCUGUGUAAUCCUACCAGGGUAGCUUUGUGUGAAUGGGGCCAUGUUCUUCGUCAUUUCAAACAAAACCAAGGCAGUUACCCUGUUAAAGAUGCACAGGCUUGAUCGGACUGAACUGCUCAUGUCCAUUCUGAGUCCUGGGUACUUCAUAUCAGAGUGAUUGUAAUGUGUCAGAAUAGUGUGAGUCGGAUACUGUGUGUUUUCCAGUAGUUUGUUACGCUGGAAUUGUUGGCAGGCAGUGAAUUCUUUUGUUUUUUCUGUUUUUCCUGUUGUUGGCCCACUAAAGAUGAGAAUGAUUACAGUGGGUGGUUUCUGCUGAGUGGAAAAGAGCCAAACCUGGUAAAGUGCAUAUUAUUUUUCUAUUCUGGAUGUACUGUAUGGUUGUCCUGGUAAAAGAGAAGAAAUAAAAGUGCUUCGUUUUAAAAUUUCAUUCAGUUGAAUUUUGAAUUUCCCCCAUUUGUUAGGAAUUUACAGGGGUUUUGGGAACUUUGCAAUGACAUUUUUUCCCAGUAGAUGGCAGCAUUUGUUUGAUCUAGAGGGAUUAUGCAUGCACUUUUUAAGAGGAAAAACAAGCAAUGGGUUUAAUAAACAAAUAUUCUUC
Sinocyclocheilus rhinocerous is the source of this 5124-nucleotide messenger RNA. RefSeq names its product cell division cycle and apoptosis regulator protein 1-like. Gene Ontology annotation, cellular component: nucleus. The transcript is spliced from 26 exons. NCBI's taxonomy places the organism in Eukaryota, Metazoa, Chordata, Actinopteri, Cypriniformes, Cyprinidae. Gene Ontology annotation, biological process: regulation of DNA-templated transcription. The coding region runs from base 125 to 3832 and encodes 1235 amino acids. The record is from RefSeq and is a predicted model, not a curated record.